Messenger RNA from Erythranthe guttata (spotted monkey flower), 1926 nucleotides. Lineage: Eukaryota; Viridiplantae; Streptophyta; Magnoliopsida; Lamiales; Phrymaceae. The record is from RefSeq and is a predicted model, not a curated record.
CGGUAUUAUUAGCCACCCAACCAAAGGUAUCGAAUUUUCCCCCUUUUCACAAAGGAAAAAAGAAACCAACAGGGUGUAAGCCAUUUACUAUCUCUCUAGUAACAGCAAGAGAGAGAGAGAGAGAGAGAGAAUCAAGGGUUCCGAAUUAUACGAUUGAUAGAACUGAAGCAAGUGUGGAAAUGGCGACACUUCAGACAUGGAGGAAAGCGUACGGCGCUCUUAAAGACCAGACUAAAGUCGGCCUUGCCCAUGUCAAUUCCGAUUUCAAGGAUGUGGAUGUGGCGAUCGUGAAGGCUACUAAUCAUGUGGAGUGCCCACCCAAAGAGAGACACAUCAGAAAAAUUUUGGUUGCCACAUCAUCGAUUCGACCUCGCGCUGAUGUUCAGUACUGCAUACAUGCACUUGCUAGAAGAUUGGCAAAGACACACAACUGGACGGUUGCACUGAAAACAUUGGUAGUUAUUCAUAGAACACUGAGAGAAGGUGAUCCAACAUUUAGGGAGGAACUCGUGAAUUUCCAACAAAGAGGGCGAUUUCUCCAAAUGUCCAAUUUCAAGGACGAUUCUAGCCCUAUCGCUUGGGAUUGCUCUGCGUGGGUAAGAACGUAUGCACUCUUUUUGGAAGAAAGACUUGAAUGCUUUAGGGUUCUUAAGUAUGACAUUGAAGCCGAACGUCUUCCUAGACCUGCACAAGCCCAAGACAAGGGUUACAGUAAAACUAGAGACUUGGACAGUGAAGAACUUCUAGACCACUUGCCUGCUUUGCAGCAGCUGCUAUACCGUCUUAUUGGAUGUCGGCCUGAAGGAGCAGCUAUGGGCAAUUAUGUAAUUCAGUAUGCACUCGCCUUGGUGCUGAAAGAGAGCUUUAAAAUAUACUGUGCCAUAAAUGAUGGGAUAAUCAAUCUUGUUGACAAGUUUUUUGAAAUGGCAAGACACGAAGCAAUUAAAUCCCUCGAUAUAUACAAAAGAGCUGGUCAGCAGGCCACUAGUCUGUCCGAUUUUUAUGAAAUUUGCAAAGGUCUUGAACUUGCUAGAAAUUUUCAAUUCCCUGUGUUGAGAGAGCCACCACAAUCAUUUCUCGUCACAAUGGAAGAGUAUAUAAAAGAAGCACCGAGGAUGGUUUCGGUACCAAGUGUCACCUUGGUCAGUGCAUAUAUAUUUGGCUUUACAGUAGUUCCAUCUGACACUACGCCGUUCGAUUUUGAUGCUUACGAAACGAAAAAAUUCGAACCUAGUGGCUGGGAACUUGCACUGGCUUCUACUCCCAGCACCAAUUUAUCAACCGUUCAGGAGAGGCAAUUGGGCGGUGGAUUGGAUUCACUUAUACUCGACAGUUUGUACGAUGAUGGUGCGUAUAGAGGAGCAUCAAAACAACCUGCUCCCAAUCCGUUUGAAGUGAACGAUCCAUUUGCUGCAGUUCCUAAUCCUCCACUUGCUGCAGUUCCUAACCCUCCAACGGGUCAAACCAACAACCCGUUUGGACCAUUUGAACCCGUUUACCCACAGCCUGAACAGCUGCAGCAACAAUCGUUCGUUAGCCCGCAAAAUCCUUUUGGUGACACAGGUUUCGAAACAUUUCCACCCCCCGCCCCUGUUUCCACCCCUGUUUUUACCCCCGCCCCUGUUUCCACCCCUGUUUUUACCCCUGCCCCUCCUCCUGCCUUUGCUCAAACACACGCAAUGAAUCCAUUUGGGAGCACAGGGAUUGUAUAAUAAUAAAGAUGCGUAUAUAUAUAUAUACAGAAUGUAAUGUACUCGGCGAAUAGAUGAUUUUAUCGGUAUAGUUCUUGAAAUGAGUGGCAGUGCUACUAUUGCGUAGUCUUCCUCUAAGCAUAGUAGUGCUUGUCUUGAGUUUUUGUAAAGAUAUUUCAGUGGUUUAGUAAAUCUAUUUCUUUGUUUAUAUGAUAUGAUGAUAAUUUUUUUUUUC